CCGUUUAGAACAGCACUUCACAGCACCAUGGUCUACCUCCCUGCAACAAAGCAUCUCAACGGCGUCCGCCUCCUCGCCCUUGAUGGCGGCGGCGUCCGAGGCGUGGCCUCCCUCAUUGUCCUCCAAGAAAUCAUGAAGAGAGUCCAGGUUAAAAAGGGCCUCAAAGAAGAGUGUCGCCCCGCAGACUACUUUGAAAUGGGCGCAGGCACCAGCACCGGUGGCAUCAUCGGUAUUAUGCUGUUCCGGCUUCGCAUGACAACUUCGGAAGCCAUUGAGCAGUACGACAUCAUCUCCAAAGAGGUGUUUAGUCCCAAAAUCUACGGGUGGAACCUCACGCGCAUGAUGCCCAACAUGAUGGCUUCUUGGAUCAACAACAGCAAGACGCUGGUUCAGAGCAGCAGAUUUGACGAUAAAUCGUUGAAGGAUGCUAUCGACAAGGUUGUUGCCAAGUAUGGCUUGGAUGAGAAUGACAGGAAAUUGAAGGGCGAAGCGCCAUUAUUGCAUCCCAAGGCUGGCAGGAUGUUUGUCUGCACAACUGCGCAAAACAGAGCUGAAACAGUCUUGUUGAGAUCAUACAAAAACAACACCGUCCAUGUUCCAUCCAAAGUCAACAACAUCAUGCGAGAGCAUUCAGACAAAGUCACCAUCAGCCUAGCUACGCGCGCAACCUCUGCCGCGCCAACAUACUUCCCUGAAGUCAAGUUUCCCGAGCAAGUUGCCAAAAAAGAAGACCAGCUGACCUUUUGGGACGGCGGUCUCCUCAACAACAACCCCAUCGACCAGCUAUGGUACUCAAGAUACGAGCUUGUCGAGCCGCACGAGCCUUCCCCCUCCGUAUCAUGCGUCAUCAGUCUGGGUACCGGCUACACUAAGCCAGACGAGUCACCAUCAGAUGCGUGGUUCAAGCUCGUGGGAGUUGCAUCGUCAGUCAUGGGAUUUGCUACAAAUACAAACGCAAAGGGCAAGGACUUUUCGCGGCACAUGUCAGUGCUGAACAACCGAUCUGAACACUCCCAGACACGAUACGUCAGACUGAACCCGUCGCUCGGCAAGAGUGAGAUUGGCCUGGCGGAUUAUACCAAGAUGGAGGAGCUGAAGCAACUGGCGACUGCGUACAUCAAGGGCAAGGACAACCAGGAGUGGAUUGACAAGGCCGUGGCUGCGGUGUGCGGCGAAUGAGAGGAGUUGGGCCAUGUUUAUAUAAUUUGAUGUUUCCAAGGGCGUGCGUAGGAUAUAUUGGCAUGUAUUGAUUAUGAGUUGGACGGUUCAAAACGUCAAACAAGAUGGAUGGAAUUCAAGGGUAUAUUAUACUUGUAAGCGUUGUUCAUUGGGGUUUUACUUUUGAAGCUUUUGAAAAUAUUUAAAGGUCUAGCAAU
Molecule: messenger RNA, 1376 nt
Organism: Trichoderma virens Gv29-8
Lineage: Eukaryota; Fungi; Ascomycota; Sordariomycetes; Hypocreales; Hypocreaceae
Exons: 2
Coding region: 28-1179 (383 amino acids)
Biological process (GO): arachidonate metabolic process
Cellular component (GO): membrane
Source: RefSeq, a predicted model, not a curated record